CCAAACAAACAAAAAAAAAGAGUUAAAAGUGUCCAAACACGUCCUAUUGAUGUUAGGCAAUGUGUUUUAAAUACACUUAUGUUUACACCUUAGUACCGUUAAUCGGGUUUUUAAAUUUCACAUCCAGUUCGGGACGAGGUUGUUUGUCUGCUGCGUUAUAGAUAAAUGGCUACGGCCGUUUCGACGGCACCAGUAGCUGAAGUUAACUUAGUUAACUUUUCACCAACACGUUUUCCAGACAUAAACAAACGGCUUGUAACAAUUUAUAUAUUAAGUUAAAGGAUUCAUUUUUUUACUUCGGUGAGUAAAGAACCGUCGGUGUCCCCAUCUUUCGUCAAACCAGCUGGCUACUAUAAGUAUCUUUUUGUUGGUAUAUUGACCUAAGCUAGUUGACUAACAUCCCCGACCAUGAGCUCACUAAGUUACUCCCCCCUUGUUAAAGAAGAGGAGGUCUGCUGGACGGAGAAAGAGGGUAUGUUGGUGAACAGUGUCGUGGAAGAGGAAGAGGACGUUAUUACAGUGAAGGAGGAGGAUGAAGAAAAGGAUGCCGUUUUUGGAGUGGGAAAGGAGGAGGCUGCCACAGUGAAAGAAGAAGAGGAGGAUGUUACAGUGAAAGAAGAAGAGGAGGAUGUUACAGUGAAAGAGGAGAAAGAACCUUUUGGAGAGGAAGAGCAGGAUAUCUCAAAAGAGGAAGAUGAAGUCGUUUUGGGAGUGAAAGAGGAUGUGACUGAAGAUCUGAUUAACACCAGAGAGAGACCAGACUCUCACUCUGACAGCGGGAAGAGUCCUUCAGGGGAUCCAGAUCCAGAGACGUCCAAACCAGCAAGACGACACCACUACUGCCAUUGUGGAAAGAGUUUCUGGUGGUUAGGGCACUUUAGAGACCAUAAGAGAAUGCACAUAGGGGAGAAGCCUUACCAAUGCUCCCAGUGUGAAAAAAAGUUUUCGCCACUUAUGGAGCCUGAAAUCGCAUAAUAGAAUACACACAGGAGAGAAGCCUUUCCACUGCUCCCUGUGUGGAAACAGUUUUACCCACUUAAGGGCCCUGAAAAGACAUGAAAGGACACACACAGAAGAUAAGGCUCAUCACUGCUCCCAGUGCGGAAAGAGUUUUACCCUGUUAGGGAGCCUGAAAAGACACGAGAGAAUACACUCUGGAGAAAAGCCUCACCACUGCUCUCAGUGUGGAAAGAGUUUCAGCUGGUUAACAAGCCUGAAAAUACAUGAGAGAACACAUACAGGGGAGAAGCCUUUCCACUGCUCUCAGUGUGGGAAAAGAUUUUCCCAG
Messenger RNA from Oncorhynchus gorbuscha (pink salmon), 1288 nucleotides. Its product is annotated as zinc finger protein 189-like. Lineage: Eukaryota; Metazoa; Chordata; Actinopteri; Salmoniformes; Salmonidae. Bases 409 to 975 code for a protein of 188 amino acids. The record is from RefSeq and is a predicted model, not a curated record. The transcript has 2 exons.